GGGACACAGUAAACAUGGCUCUCCAACAGUUUGUGUGUGGUCUAACUGUGACAGUCCUUCUCUUGAGCACAGGUUGUCAAUCAGAGUUUGUUUGCGGCCUGGCUCCCAGGAACCUCAAAAUUAGCGGCGGUCGAGAGGCUUCUCCAGGAAAUUGGCCCUGGCUGGUUUCUAUCGCCGAGAACAGAACCAACAUCUGUGGAGGGUCCCUGAUUAACGAUCAGUGGAUAUUGACAGCUGCACACUGCAUGUCAGAGUCGGGAAAGGGCCUAACGAUUUACCUGGGCAGCCAAAGACAGUCAGUUUCAGACCCCAAUGAAGUGUCACGGACAAUCGCUGAGAUCAAGUGCCAUCCUUCAUACGAAGAGCUCACCAACGACAACGACAUAUGUCUCCUGAAGCUGUCGUCACCUGUGACAUUUAACUCCUUCGUAUAUCCUGUGUGUUUACCCACGGCCAACAGCACUUUCUACUCUGAGCUUAGCAGCUGGGUCGCUGGUUGGGGUUCCACUCGUCCUAAUGAGUGGAGGCCGUCCGACACCCUGCAGGAGGUCAAUCUGCCAAUAGUAGGAAACAACCAGUGUCGGUGCAAACAGAGAUUUCUCAUCACAGACAACAUGAUCUGCGCUGGAGGCAACAAGGAGGGGAACGACACAUGCAGGGGAGACUCUGGGGGCGCCCUGGUGAACAAGUUUGGUGGAAGGUGGGUCCAGAGUGGAAUCGUGAGUUUUGGAGAUGGCUGCGCUAAACCCGACACCCCGGGAGUCUACGUCCGCGUGUCACAGUACCAGGAAUGGAUCAAAAGCAUCACCAGCAAUAACCAAACGGGCUUUGUUCUCUUCAAAUCCCCCGGAGUCGACAAAGACGCAAACUCGACCUGUUCAACAUCAGCACCACUGAUCGCUACCACAAAAAUCCCCCAUCACACCCGCCCCAGAACCUUCAAACCCUCCACAACCGAGGACGACAAGAGCAUUUUUGGCGUGGGUGUAAAUCUGAAACCCUUCACUCACUUACUCUCGCUCUGCGUUCUUGCUCUGUCGCUGCACGCACUGGUUGGUCAUGCAUAACGUGGAAAUGUGAUAGUACCGCAUGUUUCACUGAGUACACAAGUGCAACCUUAAGCAACAUGGGUGGGGGGUGAUGUCAUUAUGAAGUCACAUAAUGACAUCAUACAGUGAGAUCAUUCCUAACAUAUGAUGAUGAAAUUAUAUAAGCUUUAGGUCAAAGUCCUGCAGAAAUACUUUUAAAAAUGCAUUUUUCAACUACUGUAUGUAUGAUGUUAUUAUCUGACUUCAAUGAUCAUAUAGAGAAUCAUUUUCUGAUCAAUACAAGCGUUAGAUUAUAUUUAGAUUACUUGUAGAGAUAUUUUGGAAUAAGGGUUUUUCAGACCAGGUAUUUGUUAAUUU
Messenger RNA from Paralichthys olivaceus (Japanese flounder), 1406 nucleotides. RefSeq names its product mast cell tryptase-like. NCBI's taxonomy places the organism in Eukaryota, Metazoa, Chordata, Actinopteri, Pleuronectiformes, Paralichthyidae. Gene Ontology annotation, molecular function: serine-type endopeptidase activity. Gene Ontology annotation, biological process: proteolysis. The record is from RefSeq and is a predicted model, not a curated record.